This is a messenger RNA of Phaethon lepturus (White-tailed tropicbird), 1604 nucleotides long. RefSeq names its product BTB (POZ) domain containing 6 (gene BTBD6). Gene Ontology annotation, molecular function: protein binding. The record is from RefSeq and is a predicted model, not a curated record. NCBI's taxonomy places the organism in Eukaryota, Metazoa, Chordata, Aves, Phaethontiformes, Phaethontidae. Gene Ontology annotation, cellular component: cytosol. Bases 7 to 1239 code for a protein of 410 amino acids. The transcript has 3 exons. Gene Ontology annotation, biological process: neurogenesis.
GCGCUGAUGUUCAAUAACGAACUCAUGGCUGACGUUCACUUCAUCGUGGGCCCGCCGGGCGCAUCCAAGAAAGUUCCUGCCCAUAAGUAUGUUUUGGCAGUUGGUAGCUCUGUCUUCUACGCUAUGUUUUAUGGCGAUCUCGCAGAGGUCAAAUCUGAAAUCCAUAUACCAGAUGUGGAACCUGCAGCCUUUCUAAUCCUAUUAAAAUACAUGUAUAGUGAUGAAAUAGACCUGGAAGCUGACACAGUUCUGGCUACGCUGUAUGCUGCCAAGAAGUACAUCGUGCCGGCCCUAGCAAAGGCUUGCGUCAAUUUUCUGGAGACCAGUUUAGAAGCGAAGAACGCUUGUGUCCUGCUGUCUCAGAGCAGGCUCUUCGAGGAGCCAGAGCUGACGCAGCGCUGCUGGGAAGUGAUUGAUGCUCAAGCAGAAAUGGCACUGAAGUCAGAGGGCUUCUGUGAGAUAGAUCAACAAACACUAGAGAUCAUUGUAACCCGGGAGGCACUCAACACCAAGGAAGUGGUAGUUUUCGAGGCUGUUCUCAACUGGGCAGAGGCUGAAUGCAAAAGGCAAGGGCUGCCUGUUACGCCACGCAACAAGAGGAAUGUAUUAGGAAAAGCUUUGUACUUGGUGCGGAUUCCGACCAUGACUCUGGAAGAGUUUGCCAACGGAGCUGCCCAGUCCGACAUCCUCACCCUUGAGGAAACUCACAACAUAUUCCUAUGGUACACAGCCGCAAAUAAACCCAAACUAGAGUUUCCGCUGACAAAAAGAAAAGGACUUGUACCUCAGCGAUGCCAUCGGUUUCAGUCAUCUGCAUAUCGCAGCAAUCAGUGGAGGUACCGAGGGCGGUGUGACAGUAUUCAGUUUGCCGUAGACAAACGGAUAUUUAUAGCAGGACUGGGAUUGUAUGGGUCAAGCUGUGGCAAAGCUGAAUACAGUGUCAAAAUCGAACUGAAGCGCUUAGGCGUUGUCCUUGCUCAAAAUCUGACAAAGUUUACCUCUGACGGCUCCAGUAACACUUUCUCUGUGUGGUUUGAACACCCUGUGCAGGUUGAGCAAGACACAUUUUACAAUGUAAGUGCUAUUCUUGAUGGUAAUGAACUCAGUUACUUUGGGCAAGAGGGAAUGACUGAAGUGCAGUGCGGGAAAGUGACCUUCCAGUUCCAGUGCUCCUCAGACAGUACUAACGGAACAGGAGUACAAGGAGGACAAAUACCUGAGCUCAUUUUCUACGCAUGAUGCAUUUCACCUUGAUUAUAUUCCAAUACUGCAAUGAUGCACACUAAGGGAUUUUUUUUUUUCCAGUUUUACUAUGAACUCUGCAGCAGUAUGGAAUGUUACGCUACUUACUUAUCUGCUACAUCAGGCUAUACAAAUAAGUGAAGGAAUGCUCUUGAAUUUAAUCUUAUUUUAUUUAUUCAUAAGCUAUUUGACUUAAUUAUUGAGACUGCAACUAGCAGAAAAAUGUUAAAUUUCGCACGUACUGUGCAUUUAUUUUGUAUAUAGAUAACUAACUUGCAGACUGCAGCUGACUUAAACAGAAUGUUCUAAACUAGAGCAGUUUAUGAAUCUGUGAAAUAUAAAAGAUUUUUACUUGCCCUAAA